Aspergillus chevalieri is the source of this 1032-nucleotide messenger RNA. RefSeq lists its product as uncharacterized. The coding region runs from base 1 to 1032 and encodes 343 amino acids. The transcript has a single exon. NCBI's taxonomy places the organism in Eukaryota, Fungi, Ascomycota, Eurotiomycetes, Eurotiales, Aspergillaceae. The record is from RefSeq and is a predicted model, not a curated record.
AUGAGGGAAGAAAAGCGAUCGUGUGAUUCAUCAUCGAUUGCCAGCUUCUUCCUGCCCAAUGGCGUGCACCUGAAUAGGACCAUCACAUCCUCAAGCUUGGUUUCGACUGGUACGGGAACGAAACCUCGCCCUGGUAUUAAGAACUAUGGUGAAAGUGUCCUUCUGAAUCGUUCAAUUAUUAGUAUUUCUCAGGAAGCACCCUCGUCCAGUGCGACUGCCAAUCAUUGCUCAUUGUACUGGUGCAUCAACACAUAUUCCACCAGCGUGAAAGACAACAAAGUGAAAGAGACCCUGCUGGAUACCUACCAUGAUGCAGGGGCUCGGUACUAUCUAGGGCACCUUGACCUACUCCUACCAGCCAAGGGAAACUCAUCAGCAUCCAUCUUCACUGUCGAGGAUGACGCCUCCAAGCCUCUCACCCAAUGGCUUGUUGAUAAACUUCAGUUCAACAAUACCCCUCCAGUUUGGUGUAGUCCGCGUGGCACAAGCAUGUUGGAAAAAUCAAAAGAAACCGAGUUCGUCCAAGUUCUGUUAAAUGCCUCCAUUCCUGAUUCCUUCAGCAAGAUUGCGGCAGGGAUCACAAAACAUGUGCGAAGCGAAACAAGCAAAUUCCAGGAAUCAGCGAUUGGAAGUUCCGGAAUAGAAUGGAACUACUCACCUCUCGAACCUGCGCGUGGGACAUCUUGGACCGUGCAGACCCAGCUCCACGUCCGCUGGGCGUGGAUAACACUUCCUGUCGUGUUAGCAAUCUUGACCAUGAUCUUCCUCCUCAUGACUGCAUUGCAAAGCAGGAAAAGGGGUCUGGAUGUCUGGAAGUCGUCGACUAUCCCGCUUCUUUAUUCAGGGUUGAACCCAGGCAUUCAGCGAGAACUACGGGCGGUUGUUGAUCCGAUGCAGACGGAAGGUCUUGCAUGUCGAGUACGCGUGUGGCUUCUCAAGCCUGAGAAUACCAGUGAGACAUGGCGACUUGAUGCAAUGGACAGCAUGAAGCGUUCGAAUGAUGUUUGGCAUGAAAUAUCAACAUCUACUUAG